Molecule: messenger RNA, 1728 nt
Organism: Xiphias gladius (swordfish)
Lineage: Eukaryota; Metazoa; Chordata; Actinopteri; Istiophoriformes; Xiphiidae
Gene: wfikkn2b
Product: WAP, follistatin/kazal, immunoglobulin, kunitz and netrin domain containing 2b
Exons: 2
Coding region: 1-1728 (575 amino acids)
Cellular component (GO): extracellular region
Molecular function (GO): serine-type endopeptidase inhibitor activity; protein binding
Source: RefSeq, a predicted model, not a curated record
AUGUGGUGGAUGCUGUUUCCACGCUGGAUCUGGUUCCUGGCGUGUGUGUCAGGGUGGAUGGAGCUCCAGGUCGGAGUUUUGACCCAAAUCACCUACUCGCACGCGGGGAUCUGCCCCAAUGACAUGAACCCCAACCUGUGGGUGGAUGCCAUGAGCACCUGCACACGAGAGUGUGAAACCGAUCAGGAGUGCGAGUCCUUUGAGAAGUGUUGCCAAAACGUGUGUGGGAAUCGGAGUUGUGUGGCAGCCCGAUACGUGGACGGGAAGAAGGGCCCCGUGGGAAUGCCCAGGGAAGCCAGCUGUGCGACUUUCAUGUGCACCCAGCAGGGGUCCGAGUGUGACAUCUGGGAUGGCCAGCCGGUGUGCAAAUGCCGGGACCGCUGCGAGAGGGAGCCGCACUUCACCUGCGCCUCCGACGGCAUGACCUACUACAACAAGUGCUACAUGGAUGCGGAGGCAUGCUCCAAAGGCAUCACCCUGUCGGUUGUCACCUGCCGCUUCCAUCUCACCUGGCCCAACACCAGCCCCUCCUUGCCCCAGGAGACCACUCUCCGCCCCACCACUGCUCCUCUUCAGGCCACUAUUCCGCCUCCUCAGCCCCCCGUUGUGAUCAGCAGCCCCGCUCACCAGACUGUGAAUUUGGGCGACACGGCCAGCUUCCCGUGUGAUGUGACGGGUCACCCCCAGCCUGAGAUAACCUGGGAGAAGCAGCUGCCAGAGGGGGUAGGGAGGGUGCUCAUGAGGCCCAAUCAUGUGCGAGGGAACAUGGUGGUCACUAACAUCGGUCAGCUGGUCAUCUACAAUGCCCAGCCGCAUGAUUCAGGUGUGUACACCUGUAUAGCCCAGAACCCAUCUGGCUCAGUGCAGGCCAGCCACCCCCUCACUGUGCUGCCCACAGAGCCGCCCAAAACCCCCGAGCCAAAGAACGUGACCCGCUGCCUGCCCGAUGAGUGCCUGAAGCCCCUUGAUAACCCAGAGGAUUGUGGGAGUGAGCUGGAGAAAGUCAGCUGGUACUACGAGCCCCAGUCCAACAACUGCUUCUCCUUCACCCAUUGCCACAGCGACAGCAACAGCCAGCACACAAGGAAAGUCUUCGAGACGUACGAGGAGUGCAUGCAGUGCUGCGGUCCAGAGCUCACAGGCCCCUGUGGUCUCCCCAGUCUGCAGGGCCCCUGUAAAGCCUACGAGCCACGCUGGGUCUACAGCAGCACCCUGCGGCAGUGCCAGUCCUUCAUCUACGGAGGAUGUGAGGGCAACGACAACAACUUUGAAUCCAAAGAAGCCUGCGAGGAAAUGUGCCCCUACCCGAAAAGCCACCACUGCAAGUCCUGCAAGCCGAGAGGCAAAAUGGUGACGAGCUUCUGCCGGAGCGACUUCGUCAUCCUGGGUCGCAUGACGGAGAUUACAGAGGAGAAAGACUCGGGCCACGCCCUUGUGACUGUGGAAGAGAUCCUGAAGGAUGACAAGAUGGGGCUCCGCUUCUUUGGCAAGGAACCUCUGGAAGUCACCUUCCUCAACAUGGACUGGAACUGCCCGUGCCCGAACAUCACCGUCGCCGCCGCUGAGGGACAGGUCAUCAUCAUGGGCAAUGUCAACGACGGUAUGGCGGUCCUUCAGCCGGAGAGCUAUGUGGGGGCCUCCAGCCCUCGCCGUGUACGGAAGUUGAGAGAGGUCAUCUCUAAGAACACGUGUGACAUUCUCAAAGCAAUCACUAACAGCCCCCAGUAG